Miscanthus lutarioriparius is the source of this 2220-nucleotide messenger RNA. Lineage: Eukaryota; Viridiplantae; Streptophyta; Magnoliopsida; Poales; Poaceae. The record is from the annotation of a GenBank genome assembly.
AUGAUGAUGAAGAGGAGCCCCGCCCUUGCAGCCAUGAACCGGAAGUUUGGGAUGAUCCACGGGCUGUCGUCUCUGGCCAACAUCAUCAUGGCCUUCGGCUGCCUGGCCAUGCACUCCUGGUGCUUGCAUCAACGCGUACGCAGGAAUUCUGAAGCUGUGCCGACCAGGGUCCUGGGCCAUCCUCCUAGCUUCAAGUCUUGCGCGGACUUCACCAUGAGUUCCACUGGGUUGUGGGCUCAAGACCAGGGAUCCAGGCUGCAUCAACGCGUACGCAGGACGUCUAUGCAAGCUGCUAAGCUGUCAGAAGAAGAUGGUGUGUCGUCAUCACAACCACCGGAAUUGGAAGACAAAUCAUCCCAAGCCAAAACCGCCAAGAGUGGUAUAUAUAUGCUCGUGUAUGAUGCAGUUCGGCAGCUGGGGUCCAUUUCUGGGCUAGUGCUGGUGCUGGUGCUGGUGCUGGUGCUGGUGCUGAUGCAGGUGGAGCUAGGGUCUUUGUGGCUGAUGGCGCUGGUGCUGAUGCUGGAGGUGGCGCAGAUGCUGGAGCUGAUAAGGAUGCUCGUGUCUCGGGAUGAUGCAGUUCGGCGGGUGGUGUCCAUUGCUGGGCUAGUGCUGGUGCUGGUGCUGGUGCUGGUGCUGGUGGGGCUGCUGCCUUCGUGGCUGGUGCCGCUGGCGCUGGCGCUGAAGCUGAUAAUGAUGCUCCUGUCUCCGGAUGAUGCAGUUCGGUGGGUGGGGCUGCUGGGGGCGCUGUAUGGGCUGGUGCUGCUGGGGAGUAUUAUGUUUCCUAUUUGGUUGCUGCACCAGAUGGCGGUGGCGCUGGCGCUGGAGGUGCUGCUACCGCAACUGCUAGGGCGGGUACAAACCGUCCACAGGCUCGUGAAGUGGGGGCCCCACGAAUGGGUUAUGGACUCCGGUGCGUGGUACCACCAUACCUCCAACCUGGCGCUGCUGCUUGAAGGCGGCUACUUCCAGUCUCAGGAGCUGGACAACAAAGAUGCUCCGUCGAGCGGGGAUGACACCACCGCCCCGCAUGUCCAGGGGCGCGGGUCUGUACGGACGGACUGCUUUGACUUCCCAGGCGUCCACUAUGUUGUUGGGGACGACACAAGGAAUGUUGUGUCGGUGUCUCAGCUCGCUCGUGAUCAUGGACUGGUCACUGUCUUUGAGCCGACGGCUUGCCGCGUCAAGGAGAAGAAUACCGGGAAGAUCGUUGGCAAGGGUCGCUUACGCAACGGCAUGUACAUACUGGAUUCUCUACACAUCGUCGGCCAACAUAUAAGAGACGGAGGAGCAAGUGGAGGCGAUCGCCAUGCAGGGGUGACGCCAGAUGGAGGUGGUGGAGGUAAUGGAGAUGGUGAUAGCACAGCUGAAGGGUGUGGAGGAGGUGGAAGAGAUGGUAGGGGAGAAGGAGGGACCAGAGCUAGAAACCAGGAAGAAAGCAGUGGAAGUGGAGCCGCCAGAGGAGAUAUUAACGAAAUAAAUGAGGAGGGGGAGGGCGGGGACGAAAAAGAGAUUGAAGAAAUGGAUGAUAAUGAUGAAGAUGACAUCAAGGAGAUUGGAGAAAUAAAUGGCAAAGGGGAAAAGGAAGAUGAUGAGAAAAGAGGAGGACAAAAUUCUGGACAAUUAUCGUCUCGAUUGCACACAGGCUUGUUUGGCAUGACUACGGACCCGACUGGGUACCAUCUUCCCGCUGGAGCCUUUCCUGCUUCGUCGACAAACGCAGCACGCCGGGAAGAAUUUCUAGUGGACUCGGGUGCAUCCUUCCACACGACAUGGGAUGGAGGGAUUCUAAUUCCCUACCCCGAGGAUCUAAAGGAUCAUACCGAGCCACCGACGCGGUGUUUCGGAGGGAUUAGUGGGUCUAUCGAGGUCAAAACAUCUGGCUACUUGAGCAACUAUAAGAUCAAGCUCGACGGCGUACUGCUUGCUCCCGACUCACGGAUGAACCUUGUCUCCGUUGGCCAGCUCUCGAUCCAGUAUGGCGUGCAAGUGCAAAUGGACGACGAGGGGGUCGUGAUCAAGAAGAAGCAGGACGGGGUUCAGAUUGGGGGAGGCAAAAUGCUCGACAACCAACAGUAUGCGCUGGAAUAUUUCGAGCCAGGAGGUCUAUUUGCUCUCAGCCCCACACCCGACUUCAUGAUCUUUGGUAGAAGCCGCGAGUCCCGUGCUGUCAGGAUGCGAAGGCCCAACACGCUCGUCACAGGCCCAAUGUGGAGCCGCUAG